Mercurialis annua (annual mercury) is the source of this 1870-nucleotide messenger RNA. RefSeq names its product cyclin-D4-1-like. Gene Ontology annotation, biological process: mitotic cell cycle phase transition; regulation of cyclin-dependent protein serine/threonine kinase activity. Gene Ontology annotation, cellular component: cyclin-dependent protein kinase holoenzyme complex; nucleus; cytoplasm. The transcript has 8 exons. Bases 721 to 1626 code for a protein of 301 amino acids. The record is from RefSeq and is a predicted model, not a curated record. Lineage: Eukaryota; Viridiplantae; Streptophyta; Magnoliopsida; Malpighiales; Euphorbiaceae. Gene Ontology annotation, molecular function: cyclin-dependent protein serine/threonine kinase regulator activity.
AGAAGGAGCAUCUCCGUGGACCUCGACGCUUCUUGUUUUGAAUUAGACCGAUUGGGUCCGCUUUACAAACGUCUUAAACAUGAUUCCCAGUCUCAGGUUUCUCUCUUCACUUUCAUUUUCCAUCAAUUUUCCCGAGAAACAAACAGAAAAAUUUGGUUUUAAUUUUUUUUUUUUUACUAUUUCGGAUGAUACCCACUACUAGUCCACUUGAAGAACCAAGCCCUCUUGAUUUGCGUCUUAAAAAGACUCCAUCUUUUUUAGAUUUAAUUCAAAUGAAACUUUCUGAAGGAAAUAAUAAUAAUAAUACCAAGCAAGAUCACAAGGAUGCAGUUUUAAUACUACCGAUAAGUUCAAGGCUUCUAAUUUUCCUUCUACCCUUUUGAGAAUUGGGAGCUGGGAGUAUAAAUAAAGAUAUGAAGGAGAUUUGGUUGAAAUUCAGUGGUCUCAUAUUGUGGCUAUUAAGGCUAAUUUCCCGGAUGAGGGGCCUCAAUCUUUGGAUGUUGUGAUAAUUUCUAUUUAAUUUCUGUAUUUAAUAGAAGCUCGAAGAUUUUCCCGUGCUCAGUGAGUUCUUACGUGGCAACAUACCAUUUGCAGUUGCAUAACUAACUUUGGCUCCAAAGAAUCUGUAGCUGUUUAUAUAUAACCAACUGAGCAGAGAAAAGAAAAACAUUACUACUCCCUCAUUUUCUUUUCUUUUCUUUCUCUAAAGCAAAAUUGAAAAUGGAGACUGUGACAGAUGAGAGAUUGAGUGUUUCUGAGAGAAGACAAGUAGAACAAUGGCUAGCAGUGGAACCCAAGUCUUUAAAUGUUAGAGCCAGAACUCACGCAUCUUAUUGGAAACUCAGACGAGAAAUUGUACGCUUCAUCGCUCAAUUUUACAAGUCUUUGAAUGUUAGAGCCACAACUCACGCAUCUUACUGGAAACUCAGACGAGUAGUUGUACCCUUCAUCGCUCAAAGCGCCAUGAUUGAUCUAUUCGACGCUAAUGUUCGAUAUCUGGCUAUGAACAUCUUCGAUAGAUUCACUUCGACCCAUACAUUGCCGACAUUAGGGGAGAGAGAUGUUGCUUACCGUGUUAAGAUACUCGCAUUGAGUUGCCUGUUUAUUGGUGUGAAGAUGAAUGAUGAUUCUAUCGACAAGAUAAUAAAUCUGAAACAGGAACCUUAUAUGGAAAUUGAUGAAAAAGAUGUUGAGACUGUUGAGAGUCUGAUUCUCGAUAGAAUUGGUCCGCUGGAGAAUUGCGUAAAUGCUGUAAAUGCUCUAUAUUAUGUGCCGAGCUUCAGUUCUAUAGCAGAAGAACGAGGAUCGAAGUUCAAGUCGGAUGUUACUCAGCUGAUAUAUCAAUCACACGAAGACAUAAGAUGUAUACAGUUCAGGCCUUCAUCGGUAGCAGCAUCAGCUGUUCUUAUGAUCGUUAAAGCAAUGGACGCUGCAAAGUAUUCUGAAUGUAUGGAAAGGUUUACAAUCAAAGAUCUCCAACUGAAUAGGGAAGAACUAGAAGCCUGUUACAGUAAGAUGAGUGACUAUUUCAAUCCUGAAAUUGAUACACUGUCUCCGGGACAGGGCGUGGGAGAAAUACAACCCGUCGAUUUUGAUUUGGAUGAAACUCAUUUUCCUCGUGAAUGAAAAGGGUUGUCAGGUUGUCAUUAGAACUUCAAGAACUGCUGUUUACUAUUAGAUGAAUUUUCAUAAACAUGAUUGGAUUGGAAAAACUAUUUUCGAGUUAUAUGCUUAUAGGAGAUUACUUUUUGAGCAUAAUUGCAGCAAUUUGUUUAGUUUAGUUUAGUUAGAACGAAUGUGAUUUGAUCUGCAACAACAUUGAAACAGAGAAUCUUGAUUUUACAUAAAAUUGCCCUACUAUUAGUUGUUA